UGUUUACAAUGUCAAUACUAUGCAAUAAGCUUCGCAUAAUAUUCUGCACGUUCAUUGCACUUCCGACAAUGGCAGCGGCUGCACAGGUUUUCAAAUGCAUACUUGUUCUAAACAUACACUGUUGGAUUCACCAAGUUCUCGUCUUUGCCAUGGAGUUGUCGCUUCAACGCGUAGAACAAACUUCUGAACCUGACCUGAUCGAUGCCACCGGCUUGAGGGUCAUGAAGUUCAAUAGGACGACAGCCGUCUUGAACGGGACCAUGUUCAUCACCAAGGAUCUGGACGAUCUGUUUGAAUUUCGUAUAACUGUGGCAUACAGUCGCAUCGUUAACAAUCAGUUUGUGGAAUACCCCAUGAAAAUAGCACGGGAAAAAGUGUGCAACGUGCUGAAUGGUUCAUACCGCGAGUACCAGCAUCUUUGGGCCGGCACCACCAACUUUCCCCAGAUAACUGGCAGUGAACGGUAUUGUCCACUGCCCCGUGGUGUGUAUUGGGUUAAAAAUUAUGCCCCCGAUGCCACGUGGGUUCCUCCGAUGGUUCCGGAAGGUUUAUGGCGAAUGUCUCUCGAUAUUUUCAGCGCCGAUGGAAGACUUAUGGCGCAGCUUCGUUCGUACACAUGGUUAAGGAAGUAAUGAAGCAAAGAAGUAAAUUUUGAACUGAUUUUAUUGAUAUUUUGUGGUUUUUCUUAAUAUUUUGUGUAGCUGACAUUGCCAUUGUGCCUUUAACCAUU
Aedes albopictus (Asian tiger mosquito) is the source of this 730-nucleotide messenger RNA. RefSeq lists its product as uncharacterized. The record is from RefSeq and is a predicted model, not a curated record. The transcript is spliced from 2 exons. NCBI's taxonomy places the organism in Eukaryota, Metazoa, Arthropoda, Insecta, Diptera, Culicidae. Bases 9 to 632 code for a protein of 207 amino acids.